AUCAUUGAAUAAAUAUCUCAUGCAAGAAUCUGAUCCUCUCAGCUAUAAACUAGGAUUGUACAUUACCAAUUUUAAUUUUUUAUAAAAAACAUUCACUAACUCCAAACAAAAAUCCUUUAAAAAAAGAAUAAAUUAAAAAUUAGAUAUUGCAUAGACAAAUUAGUAGUAUUUAACAAUUCAGAUGGUAAUAAAAUCUCAAAAAUCCUCUAUAUUCUCAAGUCAUGUAUUAAUGUAUAUCCGACCGUUAAUUAGAGAAUUAAAAAAUCUUAAAAUCACGAAAAAAAAAAAAAAAAAAAAACUUAUUCCAAAAAACAAGAGAGACAAGAAAUAAAAGCCAAUUAAUGAUACUUCAUAUUCCGUACUGUACAUUGUAUGUUAACAUGACUUCAUCCUAUCCAUUAACAAUAAUUACAAUAGUUGAGUAAUAAUCUCUAUAAAAAUCAAGAAAAUCCCCAAAUAAUAACAGUAAGGUCAGUAACAAUUAACAUGUCCAAAAGUUCAUCUUUAAUAGUGGGGUUGUUUUUGUACAGUUUCUCGUGACAUCUACUUUGUUCCUUCAAUUCUCCCCACAAAACAAAACCGCCCAUUUUUUGCUGCUUCUUGCUUACUUUACUUCACUGUCACAAGCAACAUACACAUCCCACCAUUUUAAUUAAAGUUUUAUAAUUUUAAUUACUGAAAGAAAUUCAGUAAAUUGAGCAAUAAACAAAGAUUUUUGUGGAUUGGAUCUCAACAGUAGUUUUUUUGAUUGAAUAUAUCUAAUUUGGUGGGUGGUUGAGCAUCUGAUUCCAUUGUUACUUUGCUUUGCAACAAUACCCAAUUCAAGGUUUCAAGGCAUGCUCCAGAAAGUAAGGUUUUCCUUAUAUCGAAAACAGUAUCUCGGCGUGGUGAGAGGAAAAUAAUGCUGUAAUUCUAAGCAUCAAGCCAUCAACACAAUGUUUCGAGCUAAAAACUUCAAUUGUAUCUAUCCUUUUUUACUUCAGUAUAGUAGGCCUACCAAAUCUAUAUGGGGAUAUUGUUGCUCCUCAUCUUUUUCUUAGAGAAGCACAGAGGGAAAUUUAUUAAUUUGAUUACAGUCUUACUUGAGCUGGUUGAAUGAUAUAUGACUUUGUAAGUAUUUCUUUUUUAAGUCAUCAUAUCAACCUGCAUGAUGGGUAAGGAAAACCAAAAAGAAACCAUGAGCCUAGAAAUUAGUAGCAGAAGCUCUUCACCAACUAAAAGCAAUAGUUCAAGGGCUUCAACUGCAUCACAGCUCAGUAUAGAUAGGGAUUUGGGCUUGCCCGCUUGUCGUGUGUGCCAAUGUACUGAAUCUGACCGAAGAGGGGAUGCUGCUUUGGGGUUUUUAGGGAUAGAUCCCUUUCUAGAGGAGUCACAUAAUGUGAAGGAGCUACAUGAGCCUCACAAGAAAAUAGCCCAUAAUGAAGUUGAGGGUAGCGCAUCAGUGGACACAAAUCAGAAAAUGCAGCCUGGGUAUGUGCAAUUCAUCAGCCCUACAGGAGAGGUUUUUGUUUGUAAUACAGAUGUAGAAAUGGGAGCAUGUCAUAAACGGGACACACUAAUUGAACUUGGAUGUGCUUGUAAGAAUGAUCUUGCCCUUGUACACUAUGCUUGUGCUCUGAAAUGGUUUGUUAAUCAUGGGUCUACUGUCUGUGAAAUAUGUGGAUGUGUUGCAAGUAAUAUUAGCACUGCUGAUUAUAAGAAAGUCCUUGCUUCUUUGAAAGAUUAUGAGGCAUUACGUGAUAGGACUGCAAGUGGGGUACCUAAUCCUGCACAAGUACAUGGUAGUUCUGGGGUUGAUCCUGAUGCUGUUGCAGCUAUUCGCAGGCAGCGGCUUAGUGAGGUAUAUUUGUGGUUUAAUCCACAUGGUCACCACCGUCAUAAUAAUUUCAGCAGUGAAAAUGCCCCUGCAAUUCUGGUUGUUACAGAACCACCUGCAAAUAUUGUCGUUCAAGAUGUCACGCCUCCUCAGAAUCCAGCUACAAAAUGGGCUGUGGAAGGUACGGGCAUUUUGCUAGCAACAGGCCUGCUUACUAUUACUCUUGCAUGGCUCAUUGCUCCUCGCGUUGGAAGGAAAACAGCAAAAAAUGGUCUUCAUAUUCUUCUUGGAGGUGUUUGUGCCUUAGCUGUUGUUGUCUUCUUUCGCUUUGUUGUACUAACCAGGAUCAAAUAUGGACCAGCACGAUACUGGGCGAUCUUGUUUGUAUUCUGGUUUCUUGUGUUUGGUAUAUGGGCAUCACGGACACAUACUGCACAUACAACAUGAAUUCUGUUAUGAUAUGUACGUCUAUGAUAUGUUUAUAAAGUCUGUUUCUGUGAAUUUUUCAGUCUUGAAGGUGGACGAUUUUUGCGUGGAAAUUUUAAAGUUGUUUACAUUGUAAUUAAUGGCUAGGUCCUGUCAAUCUUUGACAAAAGACAUGGAUUCAUUACCAGAUUUUAGUGGGUAAUGUUAUAAACAAUCACUUGAUAUUAUAAACAAGUGCUAG
Molecule: messenger RNA, 2483 nt
Organism: Chenopodium quinoa (quinoa)
Lineage: Eukaryota; Viridiplantae; Streptophyta; Magnoliopsida; Caryophyllales; Amaranthaceae
Exons: 4
Coding region: 1148-2263 (371 amino acids)
Molecular function (GO): zinc ion binding
Source: RefSeq, a predicted model, not a curated record